This is a messenger RNA of Oreochromis aureus, 3704 nucleotides long. RefSeq names its product niban apoptosis regulator 2a (gene niban2a). Bases 206 to 2743 code for a protein of 845 amino acids. The record is from RefSeq and is a predicted model, not a curated record. Lineage: Eukaryota; Metazoa; Chordata; Actinopteri; Cichliformes; Cichlidae. The transcript has 14 exons.
UCACCGCCUCCUCCUCCUGGCUUUUUAGAAAAAGCUGAAGGCGCCCACACUCAAUGCAGCAACGUCAGAACAGUGCUCCUCUCUAAGGGGGGAAAAGUGAGAGAAAUUCCCAGAGGGUUUGCGCGGAGACUGCUGGAAAUUUUCACCUGGAGUAAAACCUGCCGAGCUAGGAUAUUUAGAGGGUAUCAGAGGCUCUCCUGUAACCAUGGGGGACGUGGUUUCCUCUCACCUGGAUGAGGAUAGGCGGGAGAUGAUUACAGUUCGGACCAGACAAUGGAUGAAAGAGUUCGGCCAAGUGUACGAGCAGCAGUAUGCAGUCGCUCUGUUCAACAGUGUCCGCUUUGAGAUAGAAGGAGGAGGAGGGACGCAGUCUCAGCUGCUUCACAGAAAGGACCCUCUGGCAGGUCGCACCAUCUUCUCAGGGAGUCUGUUUCAGUACCUGGAGGAGAAUCGGAAAUGGAGGAACCGUUUUGUCUUCGUGCCCAAUGACUACACCAUAAACCUCUAUGAGAGCAAAGCUGCACACGAACGGGGACUGCACCCAAAAGUAACCAUCAACUGCGCCGGGUACAAGGCCCUCACCUCAAUGGAGGAGUACAUGGAGCUGAUUAAUAAAAGCCUGCCAGGUGUCAAGGCCAAAGUGGGCAGUAACCCAUUCAUCAAGUGUGCAACUGGGUUCCCCCUCAUCCUGUGGCACCCAUACGCCCGCCACCACUACUUCUGUGUGAUGACUGAGAAGGAGCAGAAGAAGUGGCACGCUGUGCUGCAGGAUUGCGUCAGAGACAGUAACAAUGGUCUGCCGGAGAACUGCACUGUUAAAACGCCGGCAUUCACCGACGCUGUGAGACUCCACAGACAAGCCCGAGGACAAUAUGGGACCUGGGAUAUGAUGUGUGGAACACCACCACAGAUUUUGGCUAAUCUGGUGAUGGAGAGCCUCCACCCUGACAUAAGAAACAUGAUUGUCCCUCGCCUGAAGGGGAAGAUGCAGCAGAGGCAGAAGAACUGGAUGCUGAUAUCGGAUGCCGUGUACAAGCAGGUGUUGUUUCAGACCACCGGGCAGUACGAAGCUCUAGUUGAAGCCUGCGAGGCCCAGAGAGGCCCACUAGACGCCAGGCUGCGAACCGACAUGGACCAGCUCAUCACGUCUAAAGAACAUGUCAGCAGCAAGCUCCGAGCUCUAGUGCUGCCAAAAGCAGAGCAGAUCCUGCGGACCAACAUCCAGCCCUACAUCAACUCCAUUUUGGAGGCGCUGAUGGACCCCACCAGCCGAGGUUUCGCCGAGGUCAGGGAUGUUUUCUUCAGGGAGAUGGUGGAGAUCAGCAAGAACUCACUCAACGGAGGGGGCAAAGAAAAAAUGGGAGAGAACAUGGAAAGGCUGUCAAUGCUUGCCUUCCAUCCAGUGAAAAUGCAGAGCUGCUACGAGAAGGUGGAAGAGCUCAACCUGGAAGGACUGCAGCAGAGGUUCGACGUCUCCAGUCCAUCUGUGUUCAUCAGUAGGGCUCAGAUCCUUAUGAGGGAGCAAAUGGACAAUGCAGUGUACACAUUUGAACAGCUGCUUAACCAGUCCUUAGAGGCCCAGGGAGACAGUGACAUGUGCAAGAUCACCCAGAGAUGCCAGGACAGAGUUCUCAAGAAAUAUGACUAUGACAGCAGCUCGGUGCGCAAGAAGUUCUUCAGGGAGGCUCUGCUGCAGAUCAUCAUCCCCUACAUGCUGCAGCAGCUCGCGCCAUCCUGCUCACCCGAGCUGCCUCGUUUCAAGGAGCUAAUCUUUGAGGACUUCUCGCGUUUUCUGUUGAUAGAAAAUAUGUUUGAGGAAGUGGUGCUGCAGUCUGUCUCCAAAGACAUAAUGAUGGCUGUAAAGGAGGCAGCUGUGCAGAGGAGACAUAACCUCUACAGGGACAGCAUCAUUCUGACCAACAGCGACCCCAACCUGCACCUGCUUGGGGAAAACCCCCAGGUGGACUGGGCCACCAAAUUUGGCGGUGAUGAGCCGGAGGGCUCUGUCAGCAGUGCAGAUGAAGGAAGGGUUUUUGGGAGAAGACGCAAGCAGGUGGUGUCAAUGAUACAGCCUGACGGGGUGCCUCUGCCCUAUGAAUCCUGCCUGGAGGUCCCAGGGGUGGAGCUGAUCCCCGAGGAGGAUGCUGAGAUGUUUCUGAGCAAAGAGGAGGACCAGUUGGAGAAUGAGGAGGACCAGUUGGGAAAAGAGGAGGACCUCGGCCCCAAGUCUCCUGAUAGCGUGAAUGAAAUCAGGGACUUGAUAAAUCCGGUGGUUGAGGUGGUGGUGCCAGUGUCCAAGGUGGAGCAGAGUGAAAUCACCAACAAAACAGAGGCGACCACUGGCAGCAUCACCGUGGAGGAUGGGGUCAAGGAGGACGUGACUCACGUCACCACUGUGGUGGAGACCGUUCCAAAGGGGUCUCUGCAAGAGAAGACGUCCCCACAGGCAAUCCUCCAGCAGCUGGCAGCGAGCAAGAAGCAGGAAGUCGAUAAGGACGAAGCAGCCAUCCAGAACGCCAUCGAGAAGCUAGAGAUAGCAGUGCAGGAAGAUGAAAGUGAACAGAUUACCGAGAUCUCUGCAGCUGAAUCAGAUCAUGAGUCCUCCCCACCACUGGUUACAGACUCCAGCUCACGUGAGGACAGCGGCUUCCAGUCACCCACCAGCGAGGGACCAGUCACAAAUGGUCUGAAUGGAGAGGAAAAGAUCGUCGACCCCGUAGAAGUGGAGGUUGUUUUAUCAUAAGAAGACAUUCCUCCAAAUAAACUGGAGAAACCUGCAGACGAAUGGCGGAUUGCAUAAAUAUUGAGAAGCUGAAUGAAUAUGGAUUGUAUUUAAGGGGUUAAAUAUGCCUUUCCUUUGUUGCUGUUGAUAUUGCACAGUCCAGAACCCAGUCCUCCAGUUUUUUGACAUGUAGAUUUGGUGAUUGGUGAGUGUAGUCUUUCUAUAUAUUUUGCAUGUUUCAGUAAAGUCAUAUCCAAUUUCUAUAAACCCUCCAUGUCCAAGGCUGUGUCCAUUACAGUGGUAAAUUAUAAAAAGUUUUUUUUUUUAAUAGCAGGAAAUAAUUUGAAUAUCUGUAACAUUAAAUGCUCUUGUAAGUACAACUUACACUUUACUGCAGGUAAUCGGAGCCUUGCCUAAUGUUCUCAGCCUCUAUCUGGUCAGCAGGGGGUGCUACAGCAAUACUUUCUUCUUCAUCCUGAACUGUAUUUAUCCAUUUUUUUGUAAAAUGUUACUUUGCAAGCGUGCAAUUUGUUUACUUUAUGGCCUUUAUGUUUCAAUGCAUUUCAGUACAAAUAGGCAGGGAAUGGUAAAUACAUCUACAGUAACUUUAAAACAAAGGUUUUUUUUAACACAUUUAAAAAAUAAAGCUUCUUGAAGUUUCUUGAAGAACCAUCAACAGCUCUGGAGGAAGCCCGCUUGAUUAUUAGAAGGAAAACCUUUAAUCUUGGCUUCUAGUGAUUGAUAGAUUAUAUCACUUGCAUCAAAUAUUACAUCUUUUAUUUAAAAUCAUCCAUCUAACAGACACACUGCUGUAGUGAUCUCAAGCUGUAAAUUUAGCUUGCGUUUUAUGUGACAACAGGGCCCUGUUUCAGAAAGCCGGUUUAGAAAACUCAGAGUUAAAAAUGAUACUCAGCGUUGAGUAACCCCGAACUGUCCAACUCGGAAUAUUCAGUUUCAGAAAGGCUGAUAACAAUUAGUUCAA